AUGGGACACCCAGGAAUGCCCCACUAUCCCCCCAUGGGGAUGCAUCCCAUGGGGCAGAGACCUCCCAACAUGCCCCCAGUUCCCCACGGGAUGAUGCCUCAGAUGAUGCCCCCCAUGGGAGGACCCCCGAUGGGGCAGAUGCCUGGAAUGAUGCAGUCAGUGAUGCCUGGAAUGAUGAUGUCCCACAUGUCCCAGGCUGCCAUGCAGCCCACGGUUCCUCCAGGUGUGAACAGCAUGGAUGCACAAGUAGGUGUGACCCCUCCUGGAACUCAGACAACGCAUCCCGUGGUCUCCACAGUCCAGCAAAGCUCCACCACCACCAGCUCUGCCAGYGAGGAUCACUCCAAGCAGAAAUCCACGUGGACGGAGCACAAAUCCCCAGAUGGAAGAACUUAUUACUACAACACUGAGACCAAGCAGUCCACGUGGGAGAAGCCAGAUGACCUCAAAACCCCUGCUGAGCAAUUGUUAUCCAAGUGUCCCUGGAAAGAGUAUAAAUCCGAUUCUGGGAAGCCUUAUUAUUACAAUUCCCAAACAAAGGAAUCCCGCUGGGCAAAACCCAAAGAGCUGGAGGAUCUUGAAGCAAUGAUUAAAGCUGAAGAAAACAGCACGAAGCCGGAGGACGCGGCCGCCGCCACCUCAGCCCCCGCCGCCGCCGCCGCUGUGGACGCUCCGAGCGGAGCCGUGGCCGCCCCAACCGCCGACGGUGCCACAGCCACGGCUGCACCCACGGGAGCCACUGCUGAGGGGGAAUCUGCUCCGGCUGCUGCCCCGGGGGACACGGAUGGUGCUGGGACAGCACCCACCGAGGAGCAGGGCCAGGCUGGAGCCGCCCCCGGAGCGCAGGACGGCAGCACCGACACGGCAGCGGCCACCGUGGAGGAGGCGGCCAAGCAGGAGAGCACGGGAGAUGCUGCUGUAAAGAAGGAGGAUGAGGAGGCCCAACCAGUUAAAAAAACCUACACCUGGAACACAAAGGAAGAGGCCAAACAAGCAUUUAAAGAACUAUUAAAAGAAAAGCGAGUUCCAUCCAAUGCUUCCUGGGAGCAAGCCAUGAAAAUGAUCAUCAAUGACCCCAGAUACAGGGAAUUUGACUUCCCAACAAUCCAAAAUUCUAACAAACCUGUUUUUCUGUAUUUCUGUCCACACCACCUCAAAAAACAAAACCCCCUGGACUUUUCCCAUCAGGAACAAGCCAAGCAGCUCCGGAAGAGGAAYUGGGAAGCUCUGAAGAACAUUCUGGACAACAUGGCCAAUGUCACCUACUGCACCACAUGGUCUGAGGCACAGCAGUACCUCAUGGACAACCCCACCUUUGCUGAGGAUGAGGAGCUCCAGAAUAUGGAUAAGGAGGAUGCACUGAUCUGUUUUGAGGAGCACAUCAGGGCCUUGGAAAAGGAGGAGGAGGAAGAGAAGCAGAAAAGUUUGCUGAGGGAAAGGAGGAGGCAGCGGAAAAACAGGGAAUCUUUCCAGCUGUUUUUGGAUGAGCUGCACGAGCACGGCCAGUUACAUUCCAUGUCCUCCUGGAUGGAAUUGUAUCCAGCCAUCAGCUCCGACAUCAGGUUCACCAGCAUGCUCGGCCAGCCUGGAUCAACUGCACUCGACCUGUUCAAGUUCUACGUGGAGGAUUUGAAAGCUCGUUACCAUGAYGAGAAAAAGAUCAUUAAAGACAUCUUAAAGGAUAAAGGGUUUGUGGUGGAAGUGAACACUUCCUUCGAGGAUUUUGUCACUGUCAUCAGCUCCACCAAGAGAGCCACCACUCUGGAUGCAGGGAAUAUCAAGCUGGCUUUCAACAGUCUCCUGGAGAAGGCGGAGGCGCGGGAACGGGAGAGGGAGAAGGAGGAAGCCAGGAAGAUGAAGAGGAAGGAAUCAGCCUUCAAGAGCAUGCUGAAACAAGCCACACCCCCCAUCGAGCUGGAUGCAGUCUGGGAGGAUAUCAGAGACAGAUUUGUGAAGGAACCAGCAUUUGAGGAUAUCACCCUGGAAUCUGAAAGGAAAAGGAUAUUUAAGGAUUUCCUACAUGUACUUGAGCACGAGUGUCAACACCACCACUCCAAGACCAAGAAACAUUCAAAGAAAUCCAAAAAACAUCACCGGAAGCGCUCCCGUUCCCGCUCCGGUUCUGAGUCUGAGGAUGAUGACAGCCACUCCAAGAAGAAGCGGCAGCGCUCGGAAUCGCGGUCGGUGUCGGAACGUUCUUCCAGCGCCGAAUCCGAGAGGAGUUAUAAGAAGUCCAAAAAACACAAGAAGAAGAGCAAGAAGAGGAGGCACAAGUCUGAUUCACCAGAAUCUGAUGUAGAACGAGAGAAGGACAAGAAGGAGAGAGAGAGGGACAGUGAGAAGGAAAGAGCCCGACAGAGAUCCGAGUCCAAGCAUAAAUCUCCCACUAAAAAACGGCCUGGAAAAGAUUCCGGAAACUGGGAUACCUCUGGCAGCGAGCUGAGCGAGGGGGAGCUGGAAAAACAGAGGAGGACUCUUUUGGAGCAGCUGGAUGAAGAUCAAUGAGAAGAUCCUUGAUACCAAAAACGUUUACAGGUGGCAAAAUAAAACCGAGCCUUGCGUGGGCCAGGCCUUGGGGCCGGGCCGCUGGCUUGUAGUUUGUUACCGCUUCAAUCCAGUCACAAGUAGAAAAAUCCAUGGAAUUCUGAGGGCAAAGCUGUGCCUGGCCUGGAGCUGGGGGGCGGGCUGGGAUCCUCGGAGGUGGCAGCAGUGGCCCCAAGUCCCUUCCCCGUGUCCUUCCCAGCCAGGGAACCCAGACUGGCAGAGCCCAGUCUGGCUUUGGGACAAAACUUCCCCACUGAAUUGCUUGUGGUUUCCUUCACUGGAUGGAUUGGGUUGGGAGGGUUUUUUGAGAAAGCAGCAGGAGUGAGGAAUCCGUGUUCUGCAAAGCCCUGGAUAUUGGGAUUGUUUGGCACCGGAGGYUUAGUCCGAGUCUAAGCCGUGUCCUGACUCCAAUCCCAAAUCCCCGGGAAUGCGGCGAUGGGAAUUSUGCUGUGCCAGCAGAGGGAGYGUGUAGGACACAACCACCUCGGCAUUCCCUGAAUCCCCACCCGGCCCAGCCCRGCCCUGGCUGCUCCUCCAGCAUUUCUCUCCCCGUUUUCUCUUCCCCCUUCCGAAAAUUUAGGAAUAAAAAUCCAAUGUAAAACGCAAUUCCAUGUGUUGCCUUAAGAGCCUGCUGCAGAAUGUACCUGCACAGCCCAGAGCAGCCCAGAGAAGGGAGGAGGAAGCAGCUCCAGCCCUGUUUUUCCAGGCCCUGCCCUGUCAGGAAGGUGCCCCCAGCCCUGCUCGGUGAGAAAAUUGGGAAGCCGCUGUCCUUGGAAUAUUUUUGUACAUUUUUAUCGAUGAUUAAACCUUGUCUUUUAGCUUGUA
This is a messenger RNA of Malurus melanocephalus (red-backed fairy wren), 3369 nucleotides long. It is a transcript of the gene PRPF40A, whose product is annotated as pre-mRNA processing factor 40 homolog A. The coding region runs from base 1 to 2505 and encodes 834 amino acids. Gene Ontology annotation, molecular function: protein binding; RNA binding. The transcript is spliced from 24 exons. Gene Ontology annotation, cellular component: U1 snRNP; U2-type prespliceosome. NCBI's taxonomy places the organism in Eukaryota, Metazoa, Chordata, Aves, Passeriformes, Maluridae. The record is from RefSeq and is a predicted model, not a curated record. Gene Ontology annotation, biological process: mRNA cis splicing, via spliceosome.